This is a messenger RNA of Wickerhamiella sorbophila, 1491 nucleotides long. Its product is annotated as Aldehyde dehydrogenase 5, mitochondrial. NCBI's taxonomy places the organism in Eukaryota, Fungi, Ascomycota, Dipodascomycetes, Dipodascales, Trichomonascaceae. Bases 1 to 1491 code for a protein of 496 amino acids. Gene Ontology annotation, molecular function: aldehyde dehydrogenase (NAD+) activity. The record is from RefSeq and is a predicted model, not a curated record. The transcript has a single exon.
AUGUCUGGUCUUAAGCUUCAAUUGAAAACGCCCAAUGGCAUCAGCUACGAGCAACCCACCGGCUUGUUCAUCAACGGUGAGUUUGUGAAAGGCAAAUCUGGCAAAACCUUUGAGGUUAUUGCCCCCUACAAUGAGGAAGUAAUUGCCAAUAUCAGUGAGGCCGAGCCUGUCGAUGUUGACGUUGCUGUCGAUGCUGCUGAAGAGGCAUUCAAGACUUGGGGGCACUGUGACACCGAGACUCGCGCCCGCGUCCUGUUCAAGCUCGCUGAUCUCAUCGAGCAGAAGACUGAAUUGUUUGCUGCCGUCGAGUCCUGGGACAAUGGUAAGACCAUUGCUAUGGCUACUGGAGAUGUUGGUCUUGUUGUUUCUACUUUCCGCAACUACGGUGGCUGGGCCACAAAGAUCACCGGUGACACCAUCGAGACCGACGCCGACCACUUUACAUACACUCGCCGCGAGCCUGUGGGCGUGUGUGGUAUGGUCAUUCCUUGGAAUUUCCCCUUGCUCAUGCUGUCUUGGAAGAUCGCCCCGGCUUUGGCCUGCGGCUGCACCAUGAUCCUCAAGUCAGCCGAGUCCACUCCUCUGACCGCCUUGUUGUUUGCAAGCCUGCUUAAUGAAGCCGGCGUCCCUAAGGGUGUUGUGAACAUCAUUUCUGGUUACGGUCCUGCCGGUGCUGCUUUGGCUAGCCACUCUCGUAUCCACAAGAUCGCUUUCACUGGCUCUACUGCCACUGGCCGCAAGAUCAUGGAGAGCGCAGCCAAGUCUAACGUCAAGAACAUCACUUUGGAGUUGGGCGGUAAAUCCCCCAACUUGUUCUUCGACGAUUGCGACUUUGACAAAUCCGUCAAGCUCGCGUUGGCCGCCAUCUUCUACAACUCCGGUGAAGUGUGCUCUGCCGGCUCCCGUGUAUACAUUCAGGAGGGAAUCUACGACAAGUUCUUGGCUGCUCUUAAGACCGAGGUUGAGAAACUCAAGGUCGGCAGUCCCUUCGACAAAGACAACUACUACGGUGCUCAGACCAACAAGCUGCAGUUUGACAAGGUCAUGGACUACAUCCAGAAGGGUGUGGAAGAGGGUGCCCAGCUGGUGACCGGUGGUAAACGUAUCGGCAACAAGGGCUACUACAUCACCCCGACGAUUUUCGCCGAUGUUAGCCACAGCCACACCAUUGCCACCGAGGAAAUCUUCGGCCCGGUCCUUGCUGUCUUCAAGUUCAAGACUGUCGACGAGGCCAUUGCCCUGGCAAAUAGCAGUGAGUACGGUCUCGGCUCCGGUAUCCACACUGAGAGCUUGGACCGCGCUAUUUAUGUGGCCCACCGCCUCCGUGCUGGCUCCGUCUGGGUCAACACCUACAACGAUUUCCAUCCUCAGGUUCCCUUCGGUGGUUACGGAACUUCUGGUAUUGGUCGCGAGCUCGGUAAGGAGGUUCUUGAGAACUUCACCGAAACUAAGGCCAUUCGUAUUGCCGGUAUCCUUGGUGGACGCCUGUGA